Messenger RNA from Exophiala dermatitidis NIH/UT8656, 3461 nucleotides. RefSeq lists its product as uncharacterized. The record is from RefSeq and is a predicted model, not a curated record. The coding region runs from base 322 to 3381 and encodes 1019 amino acids. The transcript has a single exon. NCBI's taxonomy places the organism in Eukaryota, Fungi, Ascomycota, Eurotiomycetes, Chaetothyriales, Herpotrichiellaceae. Gene Ontology annotation, molecular function: cysteine-type deubiquitinase activity; cysteine-type carboxypeptidase activity; K48-linked deubiquitinase activity. Gene Ontology annotation, biological process: protein K48-linked deubiquitination. Gene Ontology annotation, cellular component: cell periphery; cytosol.
CUUGAAAGGCAAUCAACGAGGCUGGUGCCAACAACACCACGUUAAAACAAACCAUCCAACGACUUGAUCUUGUAAUUCCUUCUCCGUGCCACUGGCAGCUUACGACGCAUCUCGCCUCUCCUCAGUGUCCUGUAACGGACUUGCUGUGCGCAGGCAUAUUCCCCAAGUUGUCUCGCCGCUCUGCUCCAAGAUCUGGUCCCACCAUUAUCAUGUGAAGCGCAGGCAAUCAAUCAACCAUCAAACUCGCUCUACGCGCAGCACCUCGACCAGUGGCCCAGCUCACUAAAAGUUUUGUCUAUCCAGGACUCGUCUUGAACAAUCAUGGUCAUGCGCAAAACAUCCAUACCCUAUCCUGCGAGUCCUGCCUAUGAGCAUUCGACAGACCCGCAGCAAAACCUAGUGCCUGACGCGGCCGAUAUCCCUCCAAUUCCUCCACAGAGACACUCUGAGUUCACGAAUACACCGGGUCUCCAAGAUACACCGAACCCUUGGCUCGAUGCUCCCGGACAGCAACUCAGGUCGGAUCGGCCGUUGCCUGAUAUUCUGAAGCCUGGGCCCCCACGGCCGUUGGAUAACAAUGGAAGCUCUUCACAGGGCCAACCUCUGACGAAUAUACCACAUGUCCUGCGUGCGGGCCAGUCACAAGAGGACACGCCACGGUCUUCGUUGGACAGCCAGAGGUCCAAGGACUUCUGGGAGGAGUCCGACGAGGAGCAGGAUAAGGGCAGGAAGAGUCCCGUCCGGCCGCCUGUGGUCGAUGCCAAUAAGCCAUCAUUGGCCAACGUAGAGCCCGCCGAAAGAUCGCCUGGAAUAAAGAGAAAGCCGGUUCAUUCGCCUCAAACGUCAGGGUCAAAUAUCGCCGCUGGUCCCAGUCUCUCCUCGAAAAACCCUUUCAGAAGAGCGUCUCCUCCCGACGUGCAAAACAGCAGUUGGGAUGGUAGAGAGUGGGAAAACCAAGAGCAACGAUCCUUGAAAGGUAAAGAGCCGGAAAGACCUACUCGACAGGCACCGAUAGAAGAGUUUCAAGGGAUGAGCAUCGGGACUAACAAUGCCUCUAAUCCGUCCACUUACACUCCCCAACCAGAUGGACAAACACCGGCAGAGAUUUGGGAUGGAGAGAAGCAAGUGGUGGCGCCCCCAAUGCCACAUGCUCCUCCUCCCCCUCCGCCGGCAGGAUCCUUCUCUGGACAACCUCCGCUGAUCCCAUCCUCGACAGCGAAAGACCACAUGGAUAAUCCCUGGGCUUCGAAUCUCAACCUGACGGCUCCAACUCCAUCCCCAAUCCCUUUCGCGCCCUCACAGAAGCAAGUGUCAAACUACAACGACGACUUACUGGACCGGGAACAGAAAGCCGGUGCUGUCUCAUUGGGCGCCGAAUUAGAAACCCUACCGAAUGCUGCUCAGCCAUCGGCGGAGUCGCGUGAGGAGCCCUCGUUGCUAGAUGAUGAAGACAACGACGUCGGUCCGCCUCUUCCAGCCAGAUCAGUCCAGCGAAGUGAGACUGAAUAUUUCGAACCGCCCGAAGGCCCGCCUCCGCCGAAGCCUCCCCGACCAUCACUACGCACGACAAUGCCAUCCGAUGAAGAGGUGGCGCGGAUGGUUGAGCAGAGAAACGAGACGUAUCAGAUCAAACACUUUAACUGGUUCGAUCACCAAUCUCGGAGACUGCGAAGGUCGGCCAUGUUGACCCAGAACAAGAACGGACCCUGUCCUCUCCUUGCUCUGGUCAAUGCUUUGAUCCUAGGUGCAACCGAUGCGUCGCAAGCGGCACUUGAUGAGGCAUUGCGCUCCCGAGAGCAGGUCUCUCUUGGCCUUAUUAUCGAGACGUUGAUGGAUGAACUGUUGUCGCGGGGCGAGCGAGCCAUGGGCCAGACUCUUCCGGAUGUUGACGAGCUGAACGAAUUCCUCAUGCGGUUGCGAACCGGGAUGAACGCCAAUCCACGAUUCGUUCCGUCAUCAAGUCCACCGCCUAACCUGAUGGAUGCUGAUGAUUCCGAUCCACAAGAGCCAGCAUCGCGGCCGAAACAUGGGACUUUUGAAGCAACCCCGGACAUGAAGCUCUACGCGGCUUUCUCGGUGCCUUUGAUUCAUGGCUGGCUUCCCGAACCGGGGUCGGAUGCUGCAAGGGCGUUCGUGCGAUCUGCUCCUACCUACGAGGAUGCUCAAGCGUUACUUUUUGGAGAGGAAGAGUUAGAAUACAAGCUCAGCACUCAGGGAUUGUCGGAGGCGGAACAAAACAUGUGGGCCGACAUCAAUUCCAUCAAGAACUUUUUAAGGACGUAUCCUACACAGCUCACUCCUACGGGAUUGGAAGCGGUACAGGAUUCGAUUCGAGGGGGUUCGUUUGCCAUUAUGUUUCGUAACGAUCAUUUCAGCACGAUAUACAAGCAUCCGGAAAACGGACAAAUCUUCACGCUAAUCACCGAUGCGGGAUAUGCGGAUCGAGACGAGAUUAUUUGGGAGAGCCUGGUGGACAUCAGUGGCAAAAACAAUGAAUUCUUUUCUGGCGAUUUCAUGCCCGUCAGUCAUAACGACGGCGGACAGCCUACGGGACAUGGGCCUUCGCAGCAGCACUUGUCAGCUCCUCCGGUUUCUGCAGGUGCCGGUCCUCUGUCGCCACAAGAGCAACAGGAACAACAUGACGCCGACUUUGCCAUGGCUUUACAAUUGCAAGAGGAAGAAGAGCAGAGGCAGCGAGCGGAAAGGAACCGACGACGGAGUAGUGCAACUCCGAGUACUCCCAACACAGGAGCUGGUCGUGGUAACAAUAACAACACCAUCAAUCCACGGAGGUCAACGGGAGCCGGAGCGGGAGUCAGCAAUAUACCUAUAUCGGUUCAACCACCGGCAGAAGCACGACCAGCUAUACCACCGCGAACCUCACACAACAGCGUUACAGCCACUGCCAACACCAGGCCCGGCGUCAACCGUCCAGCCGAUGCUCUCGAUGACGAUGCGCCACCGGCGUAUGAAGAAGCAGCCAAAGGUCCGCCAUAUAUCCCUCCGCUGGGGAGUCCAUUGCAUCCGUCUGCCGAGCCGAGUCCGAUGAAUUCAAACACCCAGCUCAGUGGGACGAUCAGUCGAACGUCAGCUUCGGCCGGCACUGGCGCAUCGACGUCGGGACCUGGUUCUUAUCCUCCUGCUCAUCCUCCUGGCCCUAAUGCGGCGGGGGGUAUGUUUGGGAGUGGGAGGCGACAGCGGCGGACGAGUGCGUAUAAUGAGACCAUGAACACUCUGGGACAGUAUUAUAGUCUGGGUCCACAGAGGUUGCAAGGGACAGGAUCUCCUUCUUCUUCGUCAAGACCGGGGAUGGGGACUGGGAUGGGGAAUGUGAAUGCCGAUAUGAGGCAAGACAAGGAUCGGGACUGUAUUGUCAUGUGAGCGCAGGACUAUUAGGUAUUUUUAUCUUAAUGGUGAUGACGACAGGACGGGCGAGAACAUGACAGGACUUCUUUUUUUUC